UACUUCACUCAACAAAAUUUCCCCUUGCUUCCAGCGUCCUCCAUCCUCUGCUACGACUGCAAUAGCCUAUUCGACCCGCGCUGUGGGACGCCCUUCGACCCGUUCAGCCUCGGCGUGGUGAACUGCUCGCUGCGGGACGCCCCCGACCACUUGCCGGACGCCCUCCCAGCCCUGUGUAGGACUAUGAAGAUGGAUAUAUACGGCAAGGUGCGCAUAGUCCGCGGCUGCGGCUACAUCACCGACCCCGCAUCCGACGACCAGCCCUGCCAGAGGAAAGCCAACUCCGACCAGCUAUUCAUCACUUACUGUUCCUGCACCUCGGAUCUCUGUAACAACGCGCGCGCAAUACAAGGCAGCGCUUUAGCUGCUAUCGUAGUUGGUUUGACGUUGAUACUAGCACGUUGAAGAUUUUUUUGUGAUUCUUUUUUGCUUUCUUUUGUUUUGGUUUGAAUUUCCAAUGGAAGAUGUUGAGAGUUGAGACAGUUAAUGUAGGAUUAUUCAUCACUUAUUGCUUCUGCACUACAGAUCUCUGUAACAGCGCCCGUUCAAUAGACGGCAGCGCUCUAGCCGCUGUCGUAGUUGGAUUGACUUGGAUGCUGGCACGUUGAAGUU
Molecule: messenger RNA, 612 nt
Organism: Plutella xylostella (diamondback moth)
Lineage: Eukaryota; Metazoa; Arthropoda; Insecta; Lepidoptera; Plutellidae
Product: UPAR/Ly6 domain-containing protein crok-like
Biological process (GO): regulation of synaptic transmission, cholinergic; positive regulation of voltage-gated potassium channel activity; sleep
Source: RefSeq, a predicted model, not a curated record